AUGGCACAAUACGACGGCCACGCUCAAUACCAGCUCUCGCUCAUGUCGACGCCCUCUCCCUCUCCCUCUCCAACCCCCACGCCCUCGGCGUCUCCCCAGGCCGAGAUCCGCCUGCCCACGUUCGCCAUAAAGUUCCUCCGGCCGAUCCGCGCGCAGAGCCGGCUGCCCUCCAUCACCGACUUCCCGUCCAUCACGUCGACGCCGCCGCACCGCUACACGCUCGCCUGCCUGCCGCCGCCCGAGCUGAUCUCGACCAUCCUCGAUGCCUUCUAUGCCUGCUCCGGGACACUGUUCUACAUCAUCAGCCGCGAGAACUCAUUCGACCUAUUCCGGAGCAUCUACUGGGGCGGCGCACGGCGGACGCGGGCGGUGCUGGGCGAACUGUGUGCCAUCGCCGCGGUGGGCGCCCAGUACGACUACGAGGGUGUGACAGAGGCCCAAAGGAUUGCCCUGUGGGAAACCGCAAAGGCCUACACCGAGGAUGUCAGGAAGGGCGACGAGGUCAGGGUCAUCAGGGUAUACACGCUGUGCGCCCUGUUUUCCAUCAUCGAGAAGAGGUUCGUCGCUAUGUCGUACAUCUCGGCUGCGAUGAAGAUUGCCGUGAGAUAUGGACUGCAUAAAAAGAACGACGAGGCUGGGCUGUUCAAAGGGAGGGAUAGGAUCCCGUACAGGAAGUGCUGGCGGUCACUGAAAUUCCUGGAGAGCUGGAUGGUAGGUACACUCGGCCGAGUUGCACAGCACUUGAGCCCAUCGGAUACCAUCGAUAUCACCCCGAUAGAGGACGGGGAAGAUUCCCCCACCACCCCUACCGCGGAAAUGGUUGUGGUGGACGUCGAAGUGGUGCAGACGGAACUGGGCAGGAUCGCUUUCCUCAUGGAGGAAAUCAUGAAGAACGUCUAUGGAACGGGCCGCUGCGGCAUCAAUGUGACAAAUGCGUACAUGAAGAAACUGGAGUGCUGGUUGCAAGAGCUGCCAAAGUUCAUGCGCCUCGACACCCUUCUCAGUGACGCCUGCGACAGCUCUACCCGCCGCUCGAUCCUGCUGGUGCACUUGACGUAUCUCGGCUCAAUGUUGCUGCUGACGCGGCCAUCGCUCAUUCUCCUUGUCAGCCGUCAUGCUGGUGACCCAUGGCUCUAUGACGGCACAAAAGAGGAAGCCCGGCGAUAUAUGGACCUGUGUCUCGAAGCCGCACACAACGUUGCCACCGUCGUCGGAAUCAUCGACAACGAGCAAAUCCUCUUCAAACGGUGUUGGCUCGUAAUCGGCCAAUCCUUCAACUCUUUAACCCUCCUCCUCUUCCAAAUCGUGCAAAAGCAGCGGCACCACCGGCCAGCGGCCGACUACGCAGCCGACCUCGCAUCGGCCACGCUGUUGGUGAAAGUGCUCCUAACCUGUUCCGACCGGGACCCACUAGCCAAAAAGUUCCUUGACGUGGUGCAGCCAUACGCACGGUUAUUCCCACUGUCGGACCCGAACCUUGCGGCGGCAUUCCCACACGCGCCACCGGCCUCGCAGCCGAUCGACCUGGACGCGCUCGCGCUGCACCUGUUGUCGAUAAUCCGCACGCCGUUCGGCGGCGACGGUACCGUCGAAACGUGCGUGUUCCAGCCGCCGCUCGCGGUCUCGGAGGAGUCCCAUGCCGGCUUUUGGCCUGCAAAGGCCUACCAUGUCGAGGUGUGGAGGCAGGAUAUGGCGCCGACGCAGAAGCUCCCGCUUAAGAGACUGGCCGGCGCUGCGAAAUCCAGCCUCGCGUAUCAUACGCCCCGGAUACCGGCAUAA
This is a messenger RNA of Tricharina praecox, 1779 nucleotides long. RefSeq lists its product as uncharacterized. NCBI's taxonomy places the organism in Eukaryota, Fungi, Ascomycota, Pezizomycetes, Pezizales, Pyronemataceae. The transcript is spliced from 7 exons. The record is from RefSeq and is a predicted model, not a curated record. The coding region runs from base 1 to 1779 and encodes 592 amino acids.